AUGGUCAAUGCGGCGACGACUUUCAAGAAUUUCCAAUUCGACUUCGAUCUCGGGGUGUCGUCUGGAUCCGGCAUCGGAGGGGGCGGAGGUCGGUUGGGAACGGCAGGCGGCAGUCUCAAGGACCAGAAGCUCGGCGGCGGUUUGCGCCUCUCAUGCUUCGCUCACCCCCGUUUCUCCUGCUCUCCGCCCCUUCCGCGCUCCUCCGCCCUCUUCCGCCCCCCUCCCGCCCCCCCUCCGCCCCCCACCGCACCCCUCCGCACCCUCCGCCCAAUCUUUCCCCCUUCCGCUCAGGGUGGCGGAGGGCGACCAGGCGGGGGGGGCGGUUACGCGCAGGGCGCCACCUCGUGGUCCACAGGCGGAGGCGGAGGGGGAGCAGCGCGCGCGCCCCCCGCCUCCGCCAGCUCCUAUGCGCCGAGCGCCCCAGGCGCGCAGGCGCAGAAGCAAGGGGGAAGCGGAGGAGGACCCAGCUGGAUCCCUCUGGGGCAGUCCGGAAUUGGCAGUGGGGGGAGGGGGGGAAGCGGGUAUGGGGGGAUGGGGAUGGGGAUGGGGAUGGGGAUGGGGAUGGGGAUGGGGAUGGGAAUGGGGGGAAUGAAUGCCAAGCCUCUUAACUCCUCGCUGUCGUCAUCUGGUGCGUCAGCAGCAGCUGCAGCUGCCAGCAAGGCGGAUGACGUGUUUGCCAGCCUGUGGAGCAGUGCCACUGCCUCCGCGCGACCCGGGGCGUCCACGUCAUCGUCCACGUCAGCGUAUGGAGGCGCCGCCAGGGACAGCGCGGGAGGGGCAUCUGGGGGAGGUAGAUUUGGGGGAAGUGGAGGGGGAGGGGGAGGGGGAGGAUUUGAUCCGUUUGACCCGUUUGCAAACUUCUCCGCCUCGUUCCCUGCCCCACGCGCCGCUGCCUCCUCUGCUGCUCCCCCUCCUGCUGCCUCUGCUGCUUCUGCCGCCGCGGCUGCUGAUCCGUUCGCCGCCUUCUCAUCCAACUUCGGGAGCUCGCAGCCCCCCAGCAGCUCGCAGCCCCCCAGCAGCUCCCAGCCAUCUGCUGCAGCAGCGUCAGCAGGCUCAUUCGACCCGCUUGUAGACAUGCUUUUCAACCCCAAGCCCUCUGCUGCUGCUGGUGGCUCUGGUGGUGGUGCUGGUGCUGGUGCCGGUGCUGGUUCUGCUGGCGGUUUUGCAGCGGCCAGCAGUGACAGCAGCAGCAGUUUCUUUGGAGCGAGCGCAGGUGGUGUUGAUUUUGGGAACCAAGACGCCGGUGAUUGGGGAAGCUUCGGGGACGCUUCUGCUUCCGCCUCCACAGAAACCACUGUAGAGCUAGACGGCAUCGGGCCGCCGCCAGCGGGAGUCACUUAUAAUGCAGCGCUCAAUAAGGGGACGGAGUUCUACAAAGGGGGGCAGUUCGCGGACGCGAUCAAGUGGCUGGUGUGGGCGGAGCAGCUGGCGGAGAGAGGGGGGGCGGCGGGGGGAGAGGGUCUGGUGGCGGUGUUGAGUGCGCGGGCGUCAUGUUACAAGGAGGCUGGCGAGAUGAAGAAAGCCGUUGCAGAUUGUACCAAGGUGAGUAUGGGAGGUGCAUGGGUGGAAGGUGCAUGGGUGGAUGGUGCAUGGGUGGAAGGUGCAUGGGUGGAUGGUGCAUGGGUGGAUGGUGCAUGGGUGGGAGGUGCAUGGGUGGAAGGUGCAUGGGUGGAAGGUGCAUGGGUGGAUGGUGCAUGGGUGGAAGGUGCAUGGGUGGAUGGUGCAUGGGUACUGGAGAUUGAACCAGAGAACACGGCAGUGUUGAUGCAGAGGGCGUGUCUGUACGAGGCGAUGGAGAAGUACAAGCUGGGCGUGGCAGACCUGCGCCUGCUCUCCCGCCUUGACCCCUCCAACCGCGCCAUUGCCACGAGCCUUAACCGCCUCAACAAGGCACUUGCUGCUCUGGGGUGA
This is a messenger RNA of Closterium sp. Naga37s-1, 1911 nucleotides long. The record is from the annotation of a GenBank genome assembly. Lineage: Eukaryota; Viridiplantae; Streptophyta; Zygnematophyceae; Desmidiales; Closteriaceae.